Messenger RNA from Coregonus clupeaformis (lake whitefish), 4934 nucleotides. Its product is annotated as phospholipase D1. The coding region runs from base 193 to 3315 and encodes 1040 amino acids. The transcript is spliced from 26 exons. NCBI's taxonomy places the organism in Eukaryota, Metazoa, Chordata, Actinopteri, Salmoniformes, Salmonidae. Gene Ontology annotation, biological process: phosphatidic acid biosynthetic process; regulation of microvillus assembly; cell motility. Gene Ontology annotation, molecular function: phosphatidylinositol binding; D-type glycerophospholipase activity. The record is from RefSeq and is a predicted model, not a curated record.
AGAGAUCGAGAGAUGGGCGUGGUGUGGAGUGGAGUGGUCAGGCAGAUGGUUCCGUCUGGAGCUCGCGCGCACUCGACGUUUACUACUCAAACCGAUCACUGGGAACCCAAUUAACAGCCUUCAACCGUGUGUAAUUACCCGAUUCUACUUAAUGAGGUGAGCCCUGGGCUCCGAGUGUGCUAGCCAAUAGCCAUGCUACGCCAAGGUGAGCCAACCAAUAGCACGUUGCACCUGGUUGCUACGGAUAUGAGUGAAAUCAUGGAGAAUCUGGACACUCGUGAGCUGGACCUAGGAGACGGGGAAUAUGACACUACAGACUUUAGACUCCCAGAGGAGCGUCGGGGCUUUGCAUCUGUCUACAAUACUGUGGGGUUUAAGGAGGCGGAGGCCAAGGUGUUUCUCUCCUCUCCCAUCACCGCUAAGAUACUAGAAGUGGAGAGAUUCACCUCUGCACAGGACCGCUUCAAUAUCACCUCACAGCGCAGUGUCAACAAGAGUCUGCCUGCGGUAUUUAAGAUUGAAAUGAGACAUGGAGAGUUCAGCUGGGUGGUCAAGAGGAAGGAGAAACACUUCAUGGACCUCCACAGAGAACUGCUCCGAUAUAAGACUUUCAUGAGAAUACCUCUACCCUCCCGCAGCCACACAGUGAAAAGGCAGAGUGUUCGGAGGUCAGAGGUCAGGGCCAUGCCCACUCUGCCGCGGGGUAGCGGGGACGAGCUGGCCCGGGAGGAACAGGUGUCCAGCAGGAGGAAAGCAUUGGAGGACUACCUGAACAAGCUGCUGAAGAUGUCUAUGUACAGAAACUACCAUGCUACGAUGGAGUUUAUAGACGUCAGCCAACUGUCCUUCAUCCAUGAUCUGGGACCUAAAGGCCUAGAAGGGAUGGUGUACAAGCGGUCAGGUGGUCAUCGUAUCCCAGGACUUAACUGCUGUGGUCACAGCAAGAUGUGCUACCGCUGGUCCAAACGCUGGUUGGUGGUGAAGGAUUCGUUCCUCCUCUACAUGAAGCCAGACUCGGGAGCCAUUUCCUUUGUUCUCCUGGUGGACAAAGAGUUCUGCAUCAAAAUGGACUCCAAAGACACAGAGACCAGACACGGAGUACGCAUUGACAGCCUUUCCAGGGCCCUGGUGUUGAAGUGCAGCAGCUACAGACAUGCCAGGUGGUGGGGUCAGGCCAUCGAGGGCUUCGUCCAGAAACAUGGCUCUGCCUUCCUGACCGACCACCGCUUCGGUUCCUUCGCCCGCCAGGAGCACAACAUCCCAGCCAAAUGGUAUGUGAAUGGGAAGACCUACAUGGCUGACGUGGCAGACGCUCUGGAGGAGGCUAAAGAAGAGAUCUUCAUCACUGACUGGUGGCUGAGCCCUGAGAUCUUUAUGAAGAGGCCGGUUGUCGAGGGAAACCGCUGGCGCCUUGACUGCAUCCUGAGACGCAAAGCGCAACAGGGAGUGCGUAUCUUUGUGAUGCUGUAUAAGGAGGUGGAGCUAGCUCUGGGCAUCAACAGUGAAUACAGCAAGAGAACAUUAAUGCACCUCCACCCCAACGUCAAGGUGAUGCGUCAUCCGGACCAUGUCUCCUCCUCCGUAUACCUGUGGGCGCAUCACGAGAAGAUCAUCAUCAUCGACCAAUCAGUGGCCUUCGUGGGUGGGAUCGACCUGGCGUACGGUCGCUGGGACGACCGAGAGCACCGUCUGACGGACGUGGGGAGUGUGACGCGCUCUGUAGCCCUGGAGCAGGCUGAGGGUUCCUCCUUCAAGAUGGCCACCGCACCGACCGAUGGUUCUGCCCCUAGCAACGGGAAGGGUGCUGCUGCCCUGGUAGUGGACUCAGGGGACCAGCCCAAGUUGAAGGGGCUGGGGAGGAUCAGGAGGACACGGUUCAGUAUGAAGAGACACCUGCAGAAACAUGGACUGGUCCACGCCGACUCUCUUAGCAGUGUGGAGAGCUCAGAAGAGAAGACAGUGCGUAGCAUGCAAACAGGAAUAGGAGGGGUAGGAGAGUUGGUUGGAGAUACAAGGUUCUGGCACGGGAAAGACUACUGCAACUUCGUAUACAAAGACUGGAUCCAACUGGACAAGCCUUUUGACGACUUCAUUGACAGACACACCCACCCCAGGAUGCCGUGGCAUGACAUCGCCUCCGUGGUUCAUGGGAAGGCUGCCAGGGAUGUGGCCAGACACUUCAUCCAGCGCUGGAACUUCUGCAAGAUAAUGAAGCCAAAGUAUCGUUCUCUCUCCUACCCGUACCUCCUGCCCAAGUCUCACACUACCGCAGGAGAGAUCAGAUACCAGGUCCCCAACUGCAUCCCUGCAAAAGUACAGAUCCUGCGGUCAGCGUCCGACUGGUCAGCUGGUAUAAAGUACCACGAAGAAUCCAUCCACAACGCCUACGUCCACGCUAUCAAGAACAGCCAACACUACAUCUACAUAGAGAACCAGUUCUUCAUCAGCUGUGCUGAUAACAGACAUGUCUUCAACAAGAUAGGAGAUGCCAUCGCUGCACGCAUCAUCCAAGCAUACAAGGAGGGUAAGAAGUUCAGAGUGUAUGUGGUGACCCCCUUGCUGCCAGGCUUCGAAGGAGACAUCAACACAGGAGGAGGCAGUGCCAUUCAGGCUGUCAUGCACUACAACUACAGAACCAUGAUCAGAGGAGAUUGUUCCAUCAUAUCUCAGCUGAAGAGAGAAAUGGACGAGCAGUGGAUGAACUACAUCUCAUUUGCUGGUCUGAGGACCCACGCUGAACUGGAGGGACGCCUGGUCACAGAGCUCAUCUACGUCCACAGCAAGAUGCUCAUCACAGAUGACAACACCGUCAUAAUAGGUUCGGCCAACAUCAACGACCGCAGCAUGUUGGGGAAGCGUGACAGCGAGGUGGCGGUGAUCGUUGAGGACUCGGAGACUGUUACCGCGGUGAUGGAUGGACAGGAGUACCAGGCUGGUCGCUAUGCACUGGCACUACGCCUAGAGUGCUUCAGGACUAUCCUAGGGGCCCAUACUGAUCUGUCUAUAGACGUGUCUGACCCUAUCAGUGAUCACUUCUACAAGGAGAUUUGGAUGACCACCUGCGCUCGCAACGCCACUAUCUAUCAGAAGGUGUUCCGGUGCCUUCCCUCCAGUGAUGUCAGGAACAUUCUAGAACUGGAAGGCUACCUGGCCAAGCCGGGGUUGGAGAGGGAGGAUUCUGCACGCGCUCAUGAGGAGCUGAAGAAGAUCCGUGGCUUCCUGGUCCAGUUUCCGCUCUACUUCCUGUCUGAGCAGAAUCUACUUCCUCCCAUCGGCUCCAAGGAGUCCAUGGUCCCCAUGGAGGUUUGGACCUGAGACCAGAGACUUCACACACUCCACAUUCUAUACCAGAGAACUCUACCAGCGUCCGGAGUGAGGAGCUCAUUCCACUCUGGAGUGUGUGCCUGAAAACCAGACAUCACCUUCACGUUUACAUUAAAAAGAAGAGAAGAAAGGAGGAGAGGAGAAUGGAGUGAUUAACUGUGGGACCUUACACAGACCCGUCUGUGUAGUUUAAGGGAAUGUAACAGACUGUGCUCUGCUCUGUAACUGUUCUAUACUGUUUACUAACACUAGGGAACCGUAUGAAAAUGUAUGAACUCACCAACUGUAAGUUGCUCUGAAUAAGAGCGUCUGCUAAAUGACUAAAAUGUAAAAUGGAACACCAUGAGGGCUGGAGAAUGCAGCUCAGACUCCUCUGCGGGAUGUUUCUAUGAAAACAUACUAAGGCCUUAGAAUAAUGUCAGACAAAAAAAGACAGAGGGAGAAAAAAAUUAAGAGAGUGUGAUAUCAGAGACUGUUAGAAAGGGAGAGGGGGGAGGAGAGAGAGCUCUGUGCCCUUGCAGUCACGUUGUGAAAGUUGAUCUUAAAGCCCUGCCAUGUAUCUAACCUCUAACCCUGACCUUAACUCCAAAAUGAAGUCACAUGAACUCAACACAAGUGCCAAUUAUUGAUACAGUCAUGUUAAUGCAGUAUACCUUCUCUUACAUUCCUCAUCCUCAUUCUGUGGAUUUCAGACUAUGACCUUAAAGACCUCUGUUUCUACUAGUGGGCCUUUAGGUCUCUAGAGGCCUAGACACCCUGUACAACAGCAAAACACAAAGGGACAUUGUCUUCCAUGUUGGCAUGUUGUGUAUGAUGCUGCAUGUAGCUGUUAACAUGCUAGCUAGUCACUGCACGUAUCUAUUAGCAUGAAAACAAGUCAGAGUCCGCUGUGUGUGGCUGGUAACUUGGCAUGUUAGCUACCAGUCAGUCCAUGCAAUCAUUAGCAUGUAGCUAGCAAGGUUGGACUUCAUUGAAGGCAGUCAGUUCAGGAAGUGAUUUUGAAUAAAAAAAUAAUGUUAAAACUUUUGAAAUAAAUAGCUGCUUCUUUUCAGUUUAUUGAGAAGUCCUUGAAAAUAAAUGCGCUUUUUUUCGAUUCUUGAAUUGAAUUGUAGUUUACUUCCUGAAUUGACUGCCUUCAAUUCGAAUUGAGCCCAACCCUGGUAGCUAACUAAUAUUCUCACCGUUUGCUUGGUACUAAAUGGCUGGACUGUGGUCACUAUACCAACAAUAAGUUAUCUUUUUACUUUUCUGACUAACAGUUCCAUCAGAGAUAAGAGGUCUCCAUGGGAGGAAGUCCUAACUCAUAACUGUCUCAUAUCAGAAUGUAUCAACCAGAAUGUAUCAACAAUGCUCUGUCCUCUGUCCCUCUUUCUCUCACUGUCCUUUUCACUCUGUUCCUUCUCAUUUAUUUUCUCUGUCCUGUCUUUGUUCAUCACUCGUCCAUUUCUCUCUUUCACUCUACUCUAUCUUUCAUUAGCCUGUUUCUAUAAAUUGCACUUUUUGCACAGACUGAUUGUGUCUUGUAGGAAAACACAAAUAAUGAUAAUUCAUGUAUUUAAUUAUUUGUGCAUUGAUUAAAUUAAUAUGAACAAUUAAACAUUUCAGGUUUU